AUGUGGAUGCCAACUCACGUGCAGCUGACUGUGCAGAGAGCAAAGGGACUUCUGGUGAAGGGCAAAAAUGGCACCAACGACUGCUUCGUCGUCAUCAGCCUGGGCAAGGAGAAGUACCAGACGUCCGUCAAGGAGAAGGCGCCGCCGAACGUCGAGUGGUGCGAGGAGUGCGAACUGACGAUCCCGAGCCAGGGCAACACGGCCGAGAUCAAGCUGCAGGUGCUGCACCGCAACUUCCUGGGCGUGGACGAGUUUCUCGGACUCACCACCAUACCGCUGUCGGACUUCGACGUGUACGAGCGCCCCAAAAACAGGUCGUACAAGCUGCACAGCAAGCCGGACAAGAAGGACACCAAGGAGCGCGGCGAGCUGGAGGUGCGGCUGGGCUUCACGGUGAAGGCGGCCUCGGCCAGCACGACCGACCUGCACCAGGGCGAGAAGCUGCGUGGCUCGCUCGUCAGCCUGCCCAAGGUCACCGGCGCGCUCGGCGGCAGCCUGGCCAGCCUCAACCAGAAGAAGAAGUCCAUCAAGAAGCUGGCCGCCUCCGUCGGUCACAAGGUGGCCAAGCUGCCGACGAGCCGGCGGCGCGGUUCGUGGUCCCGCAGCGCUGGCGGCUCUGAGGCCGGCUCCGAGGCAGGCAGCGACCUCGGCUGGGAUGACUCGGCCUCCAUCAACGCCGAGCCGGGCGUCAUUAGCGAGGGCGAGGAGGACGAGUUCGGGUUUGACGACCACCACGGCCGGAAGCCGGUGACGCCCGAUCUGCACGGGUCGUACGACCACAAGCGUCUCCAGCGAGGUGGGUCGGACGGUGAAGCAGACUGUCACACCGCUGUGUAG
This is a messenger RNA of Pollicipes pollicipes, 837 nucleotides long. RefSeq names its product rab11 family-interacting protein 5. Gene Ontology annotation, molecular function: small GTPase binding. Gene Ontology annotation, cellular component: intracellular membrane-bounded organelle. The record is from RefSeq and is a predicted model, not a curated record. Gene Ontology annotation, biological process: regulated exocytosis. Lineage: Eukaryota; Metazoa; Arthropoda; Thecostraca; Pollicipedomorpha; Pollicipedidae. The transcript is spliced from 6 exons. Bases 1 to 837 code for a protein of 278 amino acids.